Trichomycterus rosablanca is the source of this 1804-nucleotide messenger RNA. It is a transcript of the gene samd14, whose product is annotated as sterile alpha motif domain containing 14. Bases 1 to 1377 code for a protein of 458 amino acids. The transcript has 8 exons. Gene Ontology annotation, biological process: neuron projection development; actin filament organization; calcium-mediated signaling. NCBI's taxonomy places the organism in Eukaryota, Metazoa, Chordata, Actinopteri, Siluriformes, Trichomycteridae. Gene Ontology annotation, cellular component: dendrite; actin cytoskeleton; cytoplasm. The record is from RefSeq and is a predicted model, not a curated record. Gene Ontology annotation, molecular function: actin filament binding.
AUGUCCUCCACCCCUCUGGCCGAGGCAGAAGAAAAUGUGUUUGACUUGACCGAGGUGGUGCCUGAGACAGAGCGACUGGACAGCAGCCUCCAAAAAGCUAAAGCACAACUGACCGUCAAAACCAGGAGGCACCGCCCCUCCAGGUCCCGUCUCCGAGACAGUCUGAGCUCCACGGAGGGAGAAGACAGUCUUGACGCAAAGAGCUACAGUGGCUUACUGCCCGGUUCUUCCUCUCCUCUCUACCCCUCAAUUUAUUGCUCCUCCCCUUUUUGUGACCUCCACCCCUCCUCCUCUCCCGCCCGGAGGGAUCGAGCCUUCACUUUUGACCCUUGCCCUGGCACAGCAGACAGCGAGAAGAACGAGCCCAGACGAAGGGCUUUGCUGAACACCUCCUCCCCGGCCAACCUGCACCAAAAAGACCACGCCCAGCUGCGUCAGGAGCACCACGUCGACCUGCCACAGGAUAAACCUGUCAAUCAGCAGCAAGAAAACCACACUGACCUGCCCAAGAGUAAGAGGGAUGCUGUCGAAACCGAGGACACGGACCAGGUACAGCUGUGCAAGAAGGACCACGAUGAGCCGUGCAAGGAGGAGGACCACGUUCAAGUACGGAAAAGAGACCAGGUACACCCACGCGGAAAGGACCACGUCCAGCUGCAUGAGGAGAACCACAGUUCUCUGCUGCAGGAGGACCAUCUCCAAAAAGCGAAAAGGGACCUUGUACAUCCACGCAAAAAGGAGCAUCGUGAGCAGCUGCAGGAGGAGAACCACUGUCUCCUGCGCCAGAGAGAGCACUCUCAGAGUGAAGAUGACAGUCAUGAUGUUGGAUCAGAUGAGCCAAGCAGCCCAACAGUUCUGCUGGACAAGAAGACCAGGAGGCGCUUCCUCGAUUUGGGGGUUACGUUGUGGCGGACUUAUGGGAGGGUCAGGAAGGAGCGAGCCAGUCGACACUCAGCAGAAAAUCGGCCGGAGACAGCAGAGACAGCAGAGAGCCGAACCCCACGUACCUCCGGUCCCCCGUUUGUAUCUUUCUCCUGGUUCAGUGAGAGAAUAAGGGGCUCCGGUUCUCCAAAACACUCCAGCCAAUCCCCAGCCAAAUCACACUCAGAGGACGAAGAGUUAAAAACCAAAAGCAGGUCCAGCAAGAAAGAAUCUUCACAGCCAUAUCAAAGCCUUUCUGAUCUCUCAGAUGAGGGAUGCGAUGAUCAUGCUGAACCCUGUCUUAUAAGAAAGAAGCCCAUCCUGCGAUUUUCAUCAAGUGGAAGAGACAGAAUGGAGAAGCAGAACGGCAUUCAAAGAGACAAAAAAGACAACGGGCAUGAUGGAGACGGCCAAAAACUACUCACCACUCUGUCACAGAGCAAAAACUAUGAAUGAUUUAUAUUUAAUUACAUGAUUUAUAUUUAAUUGUUCGAUAAUAAUGAAGAAAUAUCUGGAGACAUGAUAAAACUUAAUUAAGCAAUGUGAACAAAUACAUUAAAAGACAAAGAAAGAAACAGAGUCACAGAGCCAGACUGGCUGGUUUACAUUCCUUCUGCUGUUAACAAAAGGCCUGCACUUAACUCCCAUUUUACUGCUCACAACUGAAAAAAUGGCAGACUCCCUUGUUAUAUAGUUAGCAUAUUAUGAUACUGGUUGUGGAGGAAAACACAAUUUGCUCCUGUAUUUCACCUUGUAAUCACUAGAGCCAAAUAUUCACCCCAUGUAACUUUAAGGAUGGACAGAUGACAUUCUGUCUCAUAGUUUUUAUGAUUGUAUAUAUUGCAGGAAUUAUUGUAAUUGUAUGGAUUUUGCAUCUGUAUGA